This is a messenger RNA of Rotaria sp. Silwood1, 2238 nucleotides long. Lineage: Eukaryota; Metazoa; Rotifera; Eurotatoria; Philodinida; Philodinidae. The record is from the annotation of a GenBank genome assembly.
AUGAGCUCUCGUAAACAACGUGUUGAUAUUGGUUCUUCACCUACUCCUUCAUCACCUUCAAGUGCAUCAAAUAAACCAAAAAAACGUCGUUUUGACGAUUCAUCUGAAACUGAUUAUUUUAAUAAUAGUAAUAAAACUAAAGAUUAUAACAAUAUGUCUCAAACAAAUACAACAGUUAAUCGUUUUACAUUACAAAAUUAUUCACAACAAUAUUUUGAAUUACUUAAAAAACGACGACAAUUACCUAUUUGGGAAUAUAAAGAAGCAUUUACGGCAACACUUGAAAAAAAUCAAGUUACUGUACUUGUUGGAGAAACUGGUUCAGGUAAAACAACACAAAUUCCACAAUGGUGUGUUGAUUUUGCACUUGCUUUACCUAUUCAAAGUGGGCAAAAACGUCGUGGUGUUGCAUGUACACAACCACGUCGUGUUGCUGCUAUGUCUGUUGCACAACGUGUUGCAAAUGAAAUGGAUGUUUCACUUGGACAAGAAGUUGGUUAUUCAAUUCGAUUUGAAGAUUGUUCAUCACCAAAAACAAUUCUAAAAUAUAUGACUGAUGGUAUGUUAUUACGUGAAGCUAUGUCUGAUCCAUUACUUGAAUCUUAUUCAUGUGUAUUAUUGGAUGAAGCACAUGAACGUACAUUAGCAACAGAUAUUUUAAUGGGUCUUUUAAAAGAAGUAGCUAAACAACGAUCAGAUUUAAAAAUAAUUGUUAUGUCAGCUACACUUGAUGCUGGUAAAUUUCAAGAUUAUUUUGAUAAAGCACCAUUACUAACUAUACCUGGUCGAACAUUUCCUGUUGAAAUUUUUUAUACACCUGAACCCGAACGUGAUUAUUUAGAAGCAGCUAUACGUACUACAACACAAAUUCAUAUGAGUGAAGAACAAGAAGGUGAUAUUCUUCUUUUCUUAACUGGACAAGAAGAAAUUGAAGAUGCAUGUAAACGUCUUCAACGUGACAUUGAAAGUUUAGGACCUGAAGCCGGUGAAGUAAAAUGUAUUCCACUUUAUUCAACAUUACCACCUAAUCUACAACAACGUAUAUUUGAACCAGCACCACCAAAUAAACCAAAUGGUGCUAUUGGACGUAAAAUUGUUGUUUCAACAAAUAUAGCUGAAACAUCAUUAACUAUUGAUGGUGUUGUUUUUGUUAUUGAUCCCGGUUUUUCAAAACAAAAGGUUUAUAAUCCACGUAUACGUGUUGAAUCACUUCUUGUUACACCAAUAUCAAAAGCUAGUGCACAACAACGAGCUGGUCGAGCUGGACGUACACGUCCAGGCAAAUGUUUUCGUCUUUAUACUGAAAAAGCAUAUAAAAGUGAAAUGCAUGAAAAUACAUAUCCAGAAAUUCUUCGAUCAAAUUUAGGCAGUGUUGUAUUACAAUUAAAAAAAUUAGGUAUUGAUGAUCUUGUUCAUUUUGAUUUUAUGGAUCCACCAGCACCUGAAACAUUAAUGCGUGCAUUGGAAUUAUUAAAUUACUUAGCUGCCAUUGAUGAUGAAGGUGAUCUUACAGAAUUAGGUUCAAUGAUGGCUGAAUUUCCACUUGAUCCACAAUUAGCUAAAAUGGUUAUAGCAUCAUGCGAUUAUUCAUGUUCAAAUGAAAUUUUAUCAUUAACAGCUAUGCUUUCGGUACCACAAUGUUUCGUACGACCAAAUGAUGUACGUAAACAAGCUGAUGAAGCUAAAGCACGUUUUGCUCAUAUUGAUGGUGAUCAUUUAACAAUGUUAAAUGUUUAUCAUGCAUUUAAACAAAAUCAUGAAGAUAAUCAUUGGUGUUAUGAAAAUUUUGUUAAUUAUCGUUCAUUAAAAUCAGCUGAUAAUGUUCGAACACAACUUGGACGUAUUAUGGAUCGAUUUAAUCUUAAACGUUCAUCAACAGAAUUCACAUCACCAGAUUACUAUAUAAAUAUACGUAAAGCAUUAAUUAGUGGUUUUUUUAUGCAAGCAGCACAUUUAGAAAAAACUGGACACUAUUUAACAAUAAAAGAUAAUCAAAUUGUUCAAUUACAUCCUUCAACUGUACUUGAUCAUAAACCUGAAUGGGUUUUAUAUAAUGAAUUUGUAUUAACAACUAAAAAUUAUAUACGUACUGUAACUGAUAUUAAACCAGAAUGGUUAUUAACAAUAGCACCACAGUAUUAUGAAUUACAAUCAUUACCUGAAUGUGAAGCUAAACGACAAUUAAUGCAUAUAUAUCAAAGAAUGGAAAAUAAACGAAAUACACAACAAAGAACAUAA